UGACCCCCGAUGUCUACGACGCGCUGAUCACGCUCGAAGACGACGCGCCAUAUGUUUGUCCGACGUGCGCGGCCAUGGCGACGGGGGACACUCCCGCGAGCUGCUCGGCGACCCGGCCACCAGGCUGCCGCGCUGCCUGCUGACGGCCAGCCCUGAGACCAGAGCACAGACUAACAGGCUUAAAUCUUGCUUUGAUGUAAAAACUGCGGCAAAGACUGAGACUGAGGUCGCCAAUAUGCUUCUGAGCCUGACUCAUUCUGACGUGCGCUUUGGCCGCGACUGCUUUGACACCGAAGCCCUGGAAACGCGAUUUUGUACGGCGGCUCAGGACUGGCGUCAAUGCGCCCUCUGUGCGCUGCAUGGCGACGGGACCCAUAAGCAGAAGCCGUCACUCGGCCGGCUCAUUCCGUUGGGCCCGUCCUCCGAUGAGGAGGCCAGUUGUCACUGGGUGCAUGUCGAGUGCCUGGCCUGGGCCUGGGGCCCGCGCUCUGUUUCGCUUAGCGACCAGAGCAGCCUGACAAUGGUUCGCUUCGAGGGUGUUCUGCUAGAUACCGACAAUGGGACGGAGCUGGCAUGUACAUUGUGCGCUCGUCCGGGGGCUUCCUUCCAUUGCUGCGCCCCGGUGCCGUGCCCCGAUGCCGCCUACCAUUUGCCCUGCCUUUUGCUUGCCGGGAGCCCGUCUCUGUGUGCGCACGAAGAGGAACCGCAGUACUGUGCGGAUGGCGCCGUGCCUUGUGUCCCUCCCAUGCGCCGAUAUUUUCGGCAAUGAUGCCUGCUGACGGAACCGUCGAGUGUGUAUCUUACGACAGUGUGCGUGUCGAAGGGUGUCUUACCAAUUUAAAUACUGGAUUGCCUCCUGCCUCGCAAUUUAUAACUAAAGUCGGCGGCACUGUGGUGCU
Kickxella alabastrina is the source of this 899-nucleotide messenger RNA. RefSeq lists its product as uncharacterized. The transcript has a single exon. Lineage: Eukaryota; Fungi; Kickxellomycota; Kickxellomycetes; Kickxellales; Kickxellaceae. The record is from RefSeq and is a predicted model, not a curated record. Bases 236 to 769 code for a protein of 177 amino acids.